AUGAAUUUCUCCUGGAUUUCUCUCCUUUCUUCCAACCUGAUCUUAUGAAUAUUGCAUUACUAGCAACCAGGCAUACUUGGAUCUGCACCUACCAAUGAUAUCUGGUAACUUGUUUAGCAUCGCAUCUAGCGGGUUCCCCGAAUUGCAACCCCACCGGGACCAGAAAUUCGGUACGUAUGCAAGGCGUUUCAGAGAAUCCUGCCAAAACAACAAUGAGGUUGUACGAGAAGGUUGCACGUAUUGCAUCGCAAGGUCGAUGCUGGGCAGAAGGAGAAUGGACCAGACGACAGGUCACAUUAUGCAGGGUAGCGAAUCUCUCCCAUCGAUCGAUUCCACUGCUUUCAUCCUGCUAGGUACCGUUGACGACAUUGCUUUUAGCCCAGAAAGCAGCCGAUCGAGCAGCUCGCUCUACCGUCAUGUCUGCAUUCCGAGUGUCCCGAUAGCCCUUGCUGUAGCCUGGGCGAGCGGAGAGCCAUGGACACCGGUCUUUUCCAAAUGCCAUCAAUCAUAUGCCAGCGAGCAUCCACGGGGCUCCAAAAUCCAAGUAUCGGGUCGGCAUUGGAUGUUCAGGAAUGACAAGACGGAGGCAGGCAUAGAUACAUAGGUUGAUGACCGGAGAAGUUGCCUGGGAGAGAAGAUGGAACUUGAAGGUUGUUGCCGCCUAAAGACGGGGGAAGAUUAAUAUUGUAGGACGCAACAAGUAGGUAGAUAAAAUAGGGAGGGCACAGAUGACCCCCGGGGCGGAAGGAAAUUGCCUCCUAAAGCUAAAUUAUUUCCUUCUUGGGGCACUCGGUUCCAGGGAUACACAAAAUAAUAUAAUUGGAAACUCAAGGCUGCAGCAGUCAUUAUUGAUUUCCUCACCUCUGCUCUGUACUAGGGUUGUGACCGGUGAGAAGGGACGGUAG
Aspergillus homomorphus CBS 101889 is the source of this 905-nucleotide messenger RNA. RefSeq lists its product as uncharacterized. The coding region runs from base 95 to 604 and encodes 169 amino acids. The record is from RefSeq and is a predicted model, not a curated record. NCBI's taxonomy places the organism in Eukaryota, Fungi, Ascomycota, Eurotiomycetes, Eurotiales, Aspergillaceae. The transcript is spliced from 4 exons.